Molecule: messenger RNA, 1239 nt
Organism: Anopheles darlingi
Lineage: Eukaryota; Metazoa; Arthropoda; Insecta; Diptera; Culicidae
Product: zinc carboxypeptidase-like
Exons: 4
Coding region: 1-1239 (412 amino acids)
Biological process (GO): proteolysis
Molecular function (GO): zinc ion binding; metallocarboxypeptidase activity
Source: RefSeq, a predicted model, not a curated record
AUGAAGAUCAGUCUGGUGUGUCUUGUGUUGGCCCUGGUUGGGGCAGCGGUCGCCGAGAAGGCCCGCUACGACAACUACCGCCUUUACCAGGUCCGUAUCGCAACCGAAAGCCAGCUGCAGCUGCUGCAGGCGAUCGAACAGUACCCCGAUGGUUACCGAUUCUGGAGUGAACCGGUGAAGGUUGGAACCGAGGUGCUGCUGGUUGUGCCACCGCACCAACGGGGACACUUUGCCGAGCUCCGGGCUAAGCAUGGUCUACGGGUGAGGCUGCAAAGCGAGAACCUGCAGCAGCUGUUCGACGAUGAAGCACGCCGUGGUGUGCGCAAGGAUACGUUCGGUUGGACGGCUUAUUACCGCACGGAUGAGAUCAACAACUGGCUCGAUGGUCUGGUGGCGUCCUAUCCGGGUGUCGUGACUCCGCUGAACGUCGGUAACUCCUACGAGGGACGUCCCAUCAAGGGUGUUAAGGUGUCGUACAAGGCGGGCAACAAGGCCGUCUUCCUGGAGGGUUUGAUUCAUGCACGCGAGUGGGUCAGCGGUGCGACCGUUACCUGGGUACUGAACGAGCUGCUCACCUCCAGUGACCCGAAGGUGCGUCAAAUUGCGGAGAACUUCGAUUGGUAUGUGUUCCCGGUGACCAAUCCGGAUGGUUAUGAGUAUACCCAUACCACCGACCGUCAGUGGCGCAAAACUCGAUCGGUUGCGAGCAGUCUGUGCCGUGGAGCGGAUCCAAACCGUAACUGGGGAUACAACUUUAUGCAGGGAGGUGCAUCGAGCGUACCCUGCUCGGAUACCUUUGCCGGAGCGAGUGCGUUCUCUGAGGUCGAGACGCGCCAGCUGUCCGAUUACAUUGCCACGCUGGACAACAUGAGCACGUACCUGGCGUUCCAUGCCUACUCGCAGCUGCUGCUCAUCCCCUAUGGACACACGACAGCCCGUCUCGAUAACUACGAUGAAACGAUGGCGAUUGGUACGAAGGCAAUCAACAAGCUUAGCGAACGCUUCGGAACGACAUACAGAAUUGGAAACAUUGCGGAAGCGAUUUAUGUCGCAUCGGGAGGUAGUAUCGAUUGGGUAAAGGGUGUCCUACGUACUCCCUUGGUCUACGCGUAUGAGCUGCGCGAUUUGGGACGAUUCGGAUUCGUACUGCCGCCGGACCAGAUUAUCCCGACCGCACAGGAGACGCUCGAUUCCAUCAUCGUCAUCCUGGAGGAGGGUGCCGUCUAUGGAUAUCAUUGA